Molecule: messenger RNA, 5190 nt
Organism: Patiria miniata (bat star)
Lineage: Eukaryota; Metazoa; Echinodermata; Asteroidea; Valvatida; Asterinidae
Product: tubulin monoglycylase TTLL3-like
Exons: 17
Coding region: 237-3779 (1180 amino acids)
Biological process (GO): cilium assembly; cilium movement; protein polyglycylation
Cellular component (GO): cilium
Molecular function (GO): ATP binding; metal ion binding; protein-glycine ligase activity, initiating
Source: RefSeq, a predicted model, not a curated record
AAAUAGCGUGCGUCCAUGGAGAUAACAACAUGGGGAUUUGCUGACGGCGAAAACACAGGCGUACGUGCGGAUUCGUGCAUUGCUUUUUGUCAGAAAUCGCUCAUCAAAAUUUAACGAUGACACUAUUCAACUCAAACUCCAGUAAAGCAACAUGAUGUAAAACGAUCAUUCACUAAGUUGUUCUUUUGGUGAUAUUUUCCGGCCAGGGAAAAUACCCUGAAGGUGGUAGAAGAGGAAUGCUGCAGGUGGAAUCUCCGCCGGGGAUCAGCCACAGUCUGGUGAAACUUGUUCCCAUGCCCGGUGAAGUUGACGUCUCACCAGCCACCACCAACGCGGCACCGAAGGAUGAAGGCCACAGCAGCGAUGGGGUGCCGUCCUCCUCCAGCGAUCUGGCCAUCCCACACCGAUUCUCUAUCGAAUCGGAUUUGACCUAUGCACCGAAACUGAACACCACAAGCUUGCGGUUGGCCCAGGGGUCGGGAAGACAGUCCCGGUCUGGCCUGCUGCAGCGGGCCCGGGCCACGCGCCUUGCCGCCGUCCAGCAACAUUGCCAGGAUGAGUUCACGUUUAAGCCUCAAAUGAGCUCAGCAAGUCUUAAGAUUGCCGAGACAUUAGGAACGACAUUUAUGGUUCGACAGGAGCAACAUCUGGAGAAACAAAGGAAGAAGCUGGAGCAGAGACACCAGAUACCCUACAAGGGGCGCUUGAGCCCAGUGGCUGCCCUCAAGAACAAGAAGAGUAGUGUUGCAACACUCAAAGACAAGGAGAAUGCAGAAAGUUGCCAGACGGCGUGGGGCUCACCGACUUCCACCCCCAAUCUGAAUGAGAACAGGCCUGCAGCCGAUAUAGCCAACAGUAACAACAGGCUAGGGGUAGGGGGCUCAAUAUCACUACAUCUGACCACCCCUCUGAGUCCAGUCAGGGCAGGCAGGGGGCUACCCCAGUCCUCUAUGAACCUACAGAGGCUGCAAGACGGACCUUACUCCACGAGUGGGGCAAACUUGGUUUUGAAACGACAAAAGGCUCUCCCUAAGCCCAAAAGUUUUGGCAUGCACAAACGGAGCUCAACGCAUCCUAUAGAUGGUGCCAGUAGUGACCCGCUAGAGACCACCACCACCUCCCAGCCCACCAACCAUCAGAGAAGUAAGACAGUGACUUCCCCUGAGCCUGGCUCUUCCCCUCGCAAUAAAGUCAAGAGUCUGGUGACUAGGACGGCAGCACAGAGUGGAGAGAGACUCAGGCUAGCCAAGCUGACGGCAGAACGGGCAAUGAAGUUAAAGAGGGUCUUCACCAUUCAGGGUCCCUAUCCUGUGGUGAGAGAAUGCCUGCGAUCUCGAGACUGGGUGGAGAAGCAGUACCGAUCCAUGGCCCCCCACAAAGUCAAGAGGAAACAAGGCAGUGAUGACAAUGACACAGAUGACAGUGACAAUGACGAUGAUGACGAUGACAAUAAUGAUUCUCCUGACACGGGUGUCACUGCAGACAGUGAUGACGAUGACAACGGAUUAGGAGAUUCAGAUGACAUGUAUGGAAUGAUGUCAAGAAUGGUCCGAAACAACGAUCCAUUUUUCAUUUGGACGUGUCGCAGAGACACCAUCAACUUUAGGUUCUUGAGGAAAGAGACAAUUGUCAACCAUUUUGCCAAGAAUGGAGCGUUUACAACCAAGACUGGCCUGUGUACCCAUCUACGGAACCUGAAGUGGUAUGAGAACAUGGACGCUGAUACCUUCUAUCCACGCAGCUACAAAAUCUGCAUAGAGGAAGAGAAAAAUGCAUUUCUUGAUGACUACAGACUGACUGCUGCCUGUAGCAUUUUGAAAUGGGUGGUACAACGACACAACGGCGAGCUGGACGUGCCAAUGGACGACAAUGAAGACAUUCCAGACGAAGACAAUACCACCAAGUCUGACGCUGAGGAUGCGACCCUCUCGCCACGGUCCCAAUCCAAGCUGGCUGGUCAGUCCAAGGCAAAAAGGAAAACGAACCCUGUCCUUCCAGCCUCCCUGAUUCGGACUGCCUCUGACAUCGUGGAUAACUAUCUGAAUGAUGUAACACAUGAAUUUCUGGACAAUAAUGUGGACGUCAGUGACCUCAUGACAGACAAACAGUGGGAUGAGUUUAUUCGACAGUAUUGCCAACUUAUUUUUGAGGGUGGUGUCAUAGCCGAGUCUAGCAAUCACAGUGCAAUGUGCGAGAGUCUACUGAACAGGGUACGGGCCGUCCUACCCCAGCUGGAUAUGGACGGACUGCGCAAUAUCUGGAUCAUUAAGCCUGGAGCCAAGUCUAGAGGCAGAGGUAUUAUCUGCAUGAACAAACUAGAGGAGAUCCUGAAACUAGUGGGCAACCCAACCAUCGUCAAGGAGGGCAAAUGGGUCGUCCAGAAGUACAUAGAGCGCCCUCUCUUGAUCUACAACACCAAGUUUGAUAUUCGGCAGUGGUUCUUAGUGACUGAUUGGAACCCGUUGACUAUCUGGUGGUAUCAGAAUAGUUACCUCAGGUUCUGCACUCAGCCCUUCUCACUGGACAAUCUAGAAUCGGCCAUCCACCUUUCCAACUUCUCGGUCCAAAAGAACUUUGAGAAUUCUGCGGCCCGCUCGGUGAUGCUACCAGAUGAGAACAUGUGGACCAGUGAGGAGUUCCAGCAGUAUCUCAAGAACCGAGGCUGUGGCAACGUAUGGCAGGAUAGCAUCUACCCAGGCAUGAAGAAGGCCGUCAUUGCCGCACUCCAGUGCACGCAGGACGUUGUGGAAAUGCGCAAGAACUCCUUUGAGCUAUACGGUGCAGAUUUCAUGUUAACUGAAGACUUCCAGCCAUGGUUGAUAGAGAUCAACUCCUCCCCAGCCAUGGGUGCUACGACUGAGAUCACAGAGCAACUAUGCCAUGACGUCAUCGAAGACACCAUGAAGGUAGUGCUGGACCGACGACAUGACAAGAACUGCGACACAGGAAAGUUUGAACUGGCCUUCAAGCAGCACCAAGUGACUGUUCCUCCUUAUGUUGGUGCCCAGCUGUGCAUCGAGGGCACCGGUCUACGUAACCCAUCUCUCCGUAUACACCGGCAGCGAAGCCAGCCUAACAUCAUCAGCCCGCGACAACCUGACACAACAGUGGUCCUGCGGAAGACCACUAAUAACGGCAGCAACCUGCAGACCAGUCCCAGGAGACUCAGUCAGGGUAAAGUUGAAGCAACCCCCAUGGGGCUCGACCCGGAGCUGAUUAAAGCGACUAAUCUGGAGGAAAUGACACGUAAACUAGCAGCAUCGUCUGCGCUUACGCAAGCUCAAUCAUCACAUGAUGACAUUACGCAGCGAGAUAGCCAGCAUGACACAAGUUCAGCAGGGAUUCUAGACGGAGCUUGGGGCAGCUCAUGCCCCCAUUGCAAUACCGGCAUCCCAGGGGUAAAACUAGAGGCCGAUAAAACGGCAACAGACUGCACCUGCAGACAAGACAGUGUGGUUAACACCCCGGUCAAUGACAGAACUAGCCAGCCCAACUCCGGUUACCAGUCACCGGUGGCAGGGUACCGAUCGCCAGAGCUGAUCCCUCGUAGUGGGACCUUCGUCAGCAACAGGCAGGGUAACUUGGUAACACUAAGCGGGCCGGACCCGAUCCAAGGGGUGCACAAAGUGGGUAGAGCGGCCUUCCUGGCAGGCCGAACCCGUCCCAAUGUCAAUAGGCAACGUAGAGAGUCUAAGAUACAUGUACAGAUAAGAGGUGGAGAAGUCAAGGUACCAUGCGGGACUUACCCUUUUACAGUCUCCAGUAGUUACAUCAUGUAAACAAACAAAAAAUACAUUAAAAGAAAUAGAAUUAUGCAGAUAUCAUGGCUGAGUUUGGGAGGCUGAAAAACAAAUUUGGUUUGAAAAUGUCGGAUUUACUGAAUGGUGUGCAGUGAAUUUAAGGCAUUUAAUAAUACGUUUGUGUUUAAAAAUACCUUUUACCAAAUGCAAGAACUAUUACAAAAAACUGUAAAGUCUUAGAGUGUGUGCUCAUUCAUUAUUUUUUAUUACAGUUUACAGAAGAAGUAACAUUGCUUGUUCAUUUAAAUCAUUAUUUUUUGCCCAAAAUGCCUAAACUGUAAUCUACCAGCAAAGCUUUGUUUUGUUAUAUUUUAUCAAUUGAUUUGAGUACAUGUAUACACCAAGAGUAUGUAAUCAAAUAAACAUUGUAACUAUCAGAAUUAUAGUACCAUUGAAAUAUUGAAUUCUUAAAGAUUUGUACAUUGUUAAAUGUAUUUAUUACAUUAAAAUACGGUUCAACGAUUCAUUUUUAGACAAAACCAAAGUUAGGAUGUGAUUAAUUGGUUGCCAUUUCAGGUAGAACAAACUAAAGUACAUUCGGGCCCCAUUUUUUAGUCAGAAAAUAUUGUUUUUAUAAUGCAGCAUAAUUUUAUUGCUGGAUUAAGAGUAACAAGGGUAUUAUAAUACAAACAGUAGAAUUCAAAUUAGUUGCUUUUAGAGGAACUUGAAAAAUAGAAUUAGCUGUUGCAAACUGCUUCCCAACUAAAAGGACCUAUGGUAUAAAUGCAAAAAAAAUAGUUAGUGGCCUGACGUUUCGACCCUAGCAGAGUCUUUCUCGAAGGCUAAAAUUUUAGCCUUCGAGAAAGACUCUGCUAGGGUCGAAACGUCAGGCCACUAACUAUUUUUAGAGGAACUUCCGAGAAGCAGACAUUCAUCUGGUAAUAAAUUGAUACUUUUCCUUAGCAGUGAAGUUUUCUUUAAAAAUAUAUUUAAAAAAAGGCUUUGGCAUUGCGGGCCAGGCAUGAAUCAUGUUUUGUUCUCAAAAACGAAAACAUUUUCCAGCCAAUUUGCUGCCUACUUACAAUGUAGUCUGCUAGUUUGUUUUGUAGAUGCAGGCUACAAUUGUCUUCUAAAUAACCAGGUUUAUAUAUUUCUGAGUUGUGCCUUUUUAAAUGAAACUUUUAUAAGUGAACUUUUCAGUGGUAAGCAGCCCAUCAUCGCACGUAUCGCUCUGAAAACAAAAUUCUGCAAUAACAAAAUCAUCAAUUGCCCACUUGCGAUGGUCCCAAUGAAUAUAGAAACUAGGAAGUUUCUUUUGUGAAUAACGUUUGACUUGUAUUUUAUUAUGUAUAAAUCUCUUUGCUGAAAGCAAUAAAGGCCAUCUUGAAGAUGUUUUUAAUUUCUUUUCAUGUUAUUUUGAUAAUAAAUCAUGUUACGUUGAAUACUUAAA